Oncorhynchus tshawytscha (Chinook salmon) is the source of this 3725-nucleotide messenger RNA. Its product is annotated as glucocorticoid-induced transcript 1 protein. Gene Ontology annotation, biological process: podocyte development. The transcript has 9 exons. The record is from RefSeq and is a predicted model, not a curated record. Lineage: Eukaryota; Metazoa; Chordata; Actinopteri; Salmoniformes; Salmonidae. The coding region runs from base 211 to 1755 and encodes 514 amino acids. Gene Ontology annotation, cellular component: cytoplasm.
UGCGGAUACAACUGUCAUUUACAGUGGACAUGGGGACGGUAGGGAAGCGCCAAAGAUUAGAGAAUAUGUUUAGCUAACUGUAUAAAUUAAGUUUGUAAAACAACAUAUAUUUAAAGUUAUCGACAAAACAUGCACAAAGAAGACUUGUUUUAGUGUUCUUCAGAAGCGGAUAUCUUGGCGAUUUUCCUGAAAGUGAUACGAAGCAGCAGAAUGUCAGUUCCCACCAACUCGCUUCAACAACAGUCCACAGUCAGACGUAGCAAUGCAGGGUCCCCCAGUUUAUCCAACAGCUGCCGUUUGCACCCCAUCCGUGCUACCGUGCCCUACCAGCUCCUACGCGGGGGCCAGAGCAGCCCGACACGCUCUUUGGCUCUCUCUGUUGGAGGCAACAAUGGACCGACAAAUAGCCGCGGGUCAUCUCCCCCAAGUGCGACACUGAAUCUUGGAGUAAAUUGCACUGGCGCCACGAGACAGAGACUGUCUCCUGAAAAUAGGGUCUCGCACUCACCUGACCGGAGUCCAAACUCACCCGUUUGUAGAGGAGAGCGGUCCAAACUGCAGGUGCGUAGCUCCAGUGCUAUCCGGCGGACAUCUUCCCUGGAUGCCAUUAUGGGGCCGUACCUCGCAGGCCAGUGGCCUCGUGACUCCCACGGACCCUACCCUUCCUGCAUGAAAGACAAAGCCACACAGACAUCUGGUCUGUGGAUAGAGGAGGCUGGAGGGGAGCAGGGAAGCCCACACCAGCGGUCAGCUUCCUGGGGUAGUGCAGACCAUCUGAAAGAGCAGAUUGCUAAACUCAGGCUGCAGCUCCAGCGCAGUAAACAGGUCAGCCGCCAGAGCAAAGACCGAGAUCAACAGCUGGGACUACACACAAGCACCACAUGCCAUCCCCAGAAUAAGGUGGUUUCCACAGCCCUGUCGAACAUCCCAGUGCCAAAGUCCCUCAUAUCGAGAGUGCCUAGCAGUGUGGAGGGCAUCAACCACGAGCUGGAGAAUGUGUUCAUCAGAGAGGACUGGAAGCAGGGAAUACAGGCUUUGGACGUGUUGGAUGGCCGCCGCGCCCCCUUUCAGCCUCAUCGCUAUGGCAAUGGCGGUGACACACGUGACACGGACACCCAGGCCCCCUCUAGUGGCGGUUCCAGCCCCUGGGCCUGCCCCUUCACCCCUGACCCCCUCCACUCCCCAGAAGGCAGCCCCUGCUCUGCAGAAGAGCUUGACAAAGACAGUGGCUGCGGCUCUCCCCUUCCCAAGUUUGCCACCUCUCCCAAACCCAACAACAGCUACAUGUUCAAACGGGAGCCUCCGGAGGGGUGUGAGAGGGUAAAAGUGUUUGAAGAGAUGGUGUCUGGUGUCUCCAGAGGCUUCCCUCUUUUUUCAUGCCCAGACAAAAACAAGGUGAACUUCAUCCCCAGGGGCUCCGCCUUCUGUCCCGUCAAACUCCUCUGCUCCUCCCACUUCACCACAACCUCGCCCAGCCCUGGUCUCCAUGCAAGAAGCAGCACAUGGCCCGAGGAUGCCAUGACACCCGCUAGUUUCACUACUCUGGCCUCCACUAACUGGAGCUCGUCUAUAGGCACAGACAUGGUCAGUAGCUCAGACACAGGCGUAGGCACCAACACAAGCACAGAGAACAGCACAGACAGUCUGAGCCCAGACACUAACACAGACACAGGUGAACUGACAAGCACAGCAGUGGUCCCAGGUGGCCUGUCUACAGAUCCCUGUUCCACUACACACAUCCUUCUUACCAGCUAGUUCUCAGGGACAGUCCAGCUUAUGAGCAUUAGCCUGGUCCCAGAUCAGUUUGAGCUGUCUUGCUAACUCCUAUGGUCGCAAUGACCAUAGGAGGUAGUAAAACAGCACAACAGAUCUGGAACCAGGCUAGCUGAGUAUGGCUCUUUAACGCGUCAUUAGCCAGCAAGGAGGGCCUAUCCUUACUAACCUAGCCUUCUCUUCUGAAAGGUGUGGCAGGCAAAAUCCUCCAGAAAGACUUGUUUUCUAUUCAGAGGGUAGAUUCGAUUGUUUCAUGUAUUGUGUUCUUUAGCAAUCAUCAGCUUCAUCAAAAAUCAAUUCAAGAAAAAAAAUAAGGGAAUUAAGCAAUGGGCAAGAGAAACAUAUUUUAUUGAAUUUUGAAAAUGUUUAUCUAACCAGCUUAUUUAGCUGUUCUGUGUUGCUAGCCAAUAUUACAGCAUGGAUAAGCUUUUUAAUAUAAAAUAUCAUGCCUGUUUAUAUUAAAAACCCUAUUGGGAUGUCCUACAGUUACAAUACAAUGCUCCACUUUUUCCUGAAUGUUUACACUUAUUUCAGGUCUCAAUCCAGUUUAAAGACGAUCUGAAAGUGACCACACAGCCAGCUACAAAGCACAAUGUCCCCACAUAGCCUUGUUUCAGGUCCCCUGAAUAACCAAUGAACUCAGGUCAUUUGGAAUGUACUACGACUCAUGCAUGAACUUUGACGUUGUCUUUUAUGGUUCAUUCAUGACAUUACUCCUAAGACAUUCCAUAGUCUUUAAACAAGUGCUGAUUCUAAUCUUUCAACACGACAUUAAAGGAUUGCCAUCGAUAGAAAUAACUUUGUGCAUUGGAAAUCUGUAAAGAUAGUUUCAAGUGCUUAAAGAGACAUUCCAGAGGUUAUUAUAUUGUAGCUCCAAGAUAUCAGCAGUAUUACCUUUCAGAGCCUGUUCAAUCUCCCUAGUGAUAAAUGAGCUAUGACAUUUUACCAAUAAAAUUGAUCAAAAUAAGGCCUAGAUUCAAUCGGAUUAAGUGUUGACCAGCGGUGUCUUGAGUUUUGGCGGCGUCAGGUGUUACUGCGUUGGAGCUGUCAAAUCGGUGAACAAAUGCUCCUGUGAUCAUUGUCACGAAGCCGUACUCGUCUCACUCGCGAUAGAAGUUCAGAAAGAGAAUGUGUAGGCUAUAUAGAAAUAAUGAUGCUCAAAUUGAAAAUCACUAAACAAAAUAAUGAGCAUUUCUAUCAGCCUAAUCGAGGUUUAGAUUACAUCUCACAAUCCAGUGUUCGAACUUGUAAACAAGGCUACAUGGGAUUUCUCUCAAUGCGUCUCCAUGCAGCCAAUGGCAAUGUCCGCUUUAGGUAUAACGCCGGGAGCCGCUUGUGGAUUUGACAGCUUUAAUGCGGGUGUUGGCUAGAUAGAAUCUAGCCCUAAAAAAAAGUUAAGCAUCAACAACAACAAAAAAUAGCAAAGCCGAAAGUAACUUUUUUUAAAACUAAAUAGAUAAGCAAUCAGAGAAUUAACAUUGCGGCUAAUGAGAUAUUUUCAAAGCACUUAAUUUGUGCAAAUCUGUUAAAAUAAACUGAGUAUCUUAGUGUUGAUUUGACGUUCAGUAUGGAGUAAAAUAUUUCAUGAAACUGUAAUAGGGCUGGAUUCAAUUCUUGUCGCGGAAGUACCGUGGGAACGUCGCCUUUAAAUAUAAAUCGAGCUAUAACGUGGACCUCCCCCGAUUAAAUCCAGUCCAUAACGUUAAAACCCCUUGGCAUUAAUAUUUAAAAAAUAUUUUAAGUAAAAACAGGCAAAACCAACAUAUGCAACACAAUCCACUCAAACCUAGAUGUAUAUUUUGUCAGUAAAGAUGAAUGCUGCUCGAAUCAUACUAACAUAUUAUUUUCAAAGUUCAGCAAGGCUUGCCAUGUUCGGCACUAAUAUUACAUGCCUGUGUAUCUGUUUUAUGUAGACCUUGUGUUUUUACAAUAAAGUAAGCAAUAAAAUUACA